AUGUCAAAUCAAGAACAAGUACAAUUUGCACUCGAUCCAGAAUACUCAGGUUUAAGCAAUGUUGAGGAUAGUAAAAAGCCCUUCAGAGGUCUAAGAUGUCGCAAAUGUAGACGUUUGCUUGUUGGAGCUGAACAUGUUAUUGAUCAUGAACCCGGAAAGGGUCAAAUGUCAUUCUCAUACCAUAAACGUAAUGCAGACAUUUCCGCAACAACAACUGCAACAGCCACAACAACAGAUACUGAACCAUUAGAGGCAAAUAAGGCACUGAAUCCUCUUCUUGCCGCACUGGCUGCCAAAAACAAUACCUGCUCCUCUUACUUUAUCGAACCUAUGCAGUGGAUGGAAGGCUUUGUUGAAGACGUACAGGGUCGUAUUGACUGUCCAAAAUGUCGAUGUAAAAUUGGCAACUAUAACUGGUCUGGAGAUCAAUGCUCCUGUGGACGAUGGAUUACGCCUACGUUUAUGCUUCAUCGUAAUAAAGUAGAUGAGAUAAAGAGGAUCGCUUUCGGAAAAUAG
Molecule: messenger RNA, 516 nt
Organism: Rhizopus microsporus ATCC 52813
Lineage: Eukaryota; Fungi; Mucoromycota; Mucoromycetes; Mucorales; Rhizopodaceae
Exons: 1
Coding region: 1-516 (171 amino acids)
Biological process (GO): protein dephosphorylation
Cellular component (GO): nucleus
Molecular function (GO): protein tyrosine/serine/threonine phosphatase activity
Source: RefSeq, a predicted model, not a curated record